AGCGCGAAAUGGCACUGAUAACCCCUUUUUAUCAAAAAUCGUGCGCAAUGCUCUUAGUUUGGUUGUUCAUGUGUGUGGUCGGGGUGUCAGUUUAUCGUGUGGAGGCACGUGUAACCGCGGAAAUAUGCCAAGUGAAGCCGCAAGAGAAGCAUUGCCUUAUUGAAUGGACUGUGCGAGACAGAUGGCCACACCAGGAGCGAUGGGUUUACGAUUGGCGCCGAAGAAACUGCCACACUAUCCGCUGGGCCGACCACUGCGGGGCUCCCAAACCAGAUACCAACAACUUUGCUACGGAGGCUGAAUGCAACAACGAAUGUUCCGGAUGGGCAUGAUAUAUAAAAUUAGAAACAAAAUAAAACAACACACAAGGGUUAUUCUUAUUAUC
Molecule: messenger RNA, 385 nt
Organism: Pararge aegeria (speckled wood butterfly)
Lineage: Eukaryota; Metazoa; Arthropoda; Insecta; Lepidoptera; Nymphalidae
Exons: 3
Coding region: 9-332 (107 amino acids)
Molecular function (GO): serine-type endopeptidase inhibitor activity
Source: RefSeq, a predicted model, not a curated record